AUGGAAAAGCUGGAAAAGUUACUCCGGAGUGAUUCAAUGCGCGUGUUGAACUGGAUUCAUGAGGAAAAGAAAGCGCAGCAAAAAUUUGUUCGGAAUCGCCUUGAGGAAAUAAGGAAGACAGAUGACGAAUUCAGUUAUGUUGCAACGAUUGAUAAUUCUGCAGACACUGUGAGUAGGGCGAAUGACUCCAGAAAAUUUGAAAAAAUGUUCGCUGUGGUAGAUAGGUGCUGA
Molecule: messenger RNA, 231 nt
Organism: Gongylonema pulchrum
Lineage: Eukaryota; Metazoa; Nematoda; Chromadorea; Rhabditida; Gongylonematidae
Source: the annotation of a GenBank genome assembly